This is a messenger RNA of Rattus norvegicus (Norway rat), 5446 nucleotides long. RefSeq names its product origin recognition complex, subunit 4 (gene Orc4). Gene Ontology annotation, biological process: DNA replication. NCBI's taxonomy places the organism in Eukaryota, Metazoa, Chordata, Mammalia, Rodentia, Muridae. The record is from RefSeq and is a predicted model, not a curated record. Gene Ontology annotation, molecular function: ATP binding; DNA binding; ATP hydrolysis activity. Gene Ontology annotation, cellular component: origin recognition complex; nucleus.
GCCGCAGGCCGGCCGAGCACGGUGCAUGCUGGGAGUUGCUGUGUGUUCUUGGCUGCCGCAGGUGAAACAGAGCUGGGAAGGCGGUGAACAAUCCUGGGUCCUUACAGUCGGCGGAGGCUGCCCGAUUUAGGCAGGCUUUAUUGAGAGAGGGCUGACCACUUGGCACUGGAUGACCAUUUAGUAUCCUGAGGAAGACUCCUGUCUUAGCGUUACUGUUGCUGUGUUGUUGUCUCCAUCUGAUUCAGAGAGAAAUUUUGUGGGGCACUGGAUUAUGACACCAGACAGAAGAUCUGGAUUUGAGUUAGUCAAGAUGAGCAAUCGUAAAAGCAAGAAUAACAUACAUGCAGAGUGUCUUUCCCAGGUACAAAGAAUUUUACGUGAAAGGUUUUGUCAUCAUACUCCUCAUAGCAACCUAUUUGGAGUGCAAGUACAAUACAAGCAUUUAAUUGAGCUACUCAAAAGAACUGCUAUCUAUGGAGAAAGUAAUUCUUUACUCAUUGUUGGACCACGAGGAUCAGGAAAGACCACGUUAUUAAAUCAUGCCUUGAAAGAGCUCAUGCAAAUAGGAGACAUGAGUGAAAAUGUGUUACAAGUUCACUUAAAUGGACUGCUACAGACAAAUGAUAAAAUUGCUCUGAAAGAGAUCACAAGACAAUUAAAUCUAGAAAAUGUAGUUGGAGAUAAAGUUUUUGGAAGCUUUGCUGAAAACCUUUCGUUUCUUCUGGAAGCUUUGCAGAAAGGUAACCGGACUAGCAGUUGCCCAGUGAUCUUCAUACUGGAUGAAUUUGAUCUUUUUGCUCAUCAGAAAAACCAAACACUCCUUUAUAAUCUUUUUGACAUUUCUCAAUCUGCACAGACACCAAUAGCAGUUAUUGGCCUUACAUGUAGACUGUUAAUUUUAAGAAGAUCAGAACUUCUCAAAGUUUAUUUUCAUGAUAUUUUGGAACUCUUAGAAAAGAGAGUGAAGUCACGAUUUUCUCACCGGCAGAUACAUUUAAUGAAUUCAUUUGAUUUUCCGCAAUAUUUGAAAAUAUUUAAAGAACAAUUAUCUCUACCUGCAGAAUUCCCAGAUAAGAUUUUUGCUGAGAAAUGGAAUGAGAAUGCUCAUUGUCUCUCCGAAGAUUCAACUGUGCUUGAAGUUCUACAGAAGCAUUUCAAUGUCAACAAAAACUUGCAAUCAUUACAUAUGCUAUUGAUGCUUGCUUUAAAUCGAGUAACCGUGACACACCCAUUUAUGACCUCAGCAGAUCUGAUGGAGGCGCAGCACUUGUGUAGCUUGGAUGCCAAAGCGAGUAUUGUACAUGGUCUGUCAGUCUUGGAAAUCUGUCUUAUAAUAGCAAUGAAACAUUUAAAUGACAUAUAUGAAGAGGAGCCCUUUAAUUUUCAAAUGGUGUAUAAUGAAUUUCAGAAAUUCAUUCAAAGAAAGGCCCAUUCUGUUUAUAACUUUGAGAAACCUGUGGUCAUGAAGGCAUUUGAGCACUUACAACAAUUGGAAUUAAUAAAACCCAUGGAAAGAACCUCAGUCAAUUCUCAGAGAGAAUACCAGCUAGUCAAACUACUUUUGGAUAAUACUCAGAUUAUGAAUGCCCUACAGAAAUACUCCAACUGCCCUACAGAUGUCAGGCAGUGGGCAACAUCCUCGCUCAGCUGGCUGUGAAGAUUUUAAGUACAUUUCUGUGAAGACCUAAAACUAGUGUUCUUUAAUAAGAUACGCUACUACAUUACUUUGUUUAUAAAUAUUGUUUAUGGGAAACCUGCACUUAGUAUCUUGACUAUGUUUUGAAUAUUGACUGUGCAUGGACAGUUUCAUUAAUUUAAAUUACACCAUACAAGUAACAAUUCAAAAUAAUAAAAUGUGCUUAUUUUACGGGUGAUCCAUAAGAUGACUUGAUACUCUUGUGAAAUGUAUGUGGUCCAUUGGAAAGGUUCAUUUCAACUCAGCAUUUACAGAUCUUAAUGCUAAGCAGUGAGGAGAGAAAUAGGAACAGGAAUGACAUGAGGAAUAUUCCGGCUAGAUUAGGAGCCUGUGGAGAGUGGGGUUGGUUUGGUUUUCUGAGUUGGUUUCUAUAGGAUCCUGCCAUUUUGGAUCCUGUACAGAUCCCCAUGGCUGAAGAGCUCGUGUGGAAAGAGUCCAAACAAUUCAGCAUUUUCUUCUGUGCACAUUUCACCACAACUGGAGGAGUUUUUGUUUAAUAUACAUUCUGGGUAUACUUUAGUUCAAAAGGGAUCAAAAUUGCCAUCUAACAGGUAUCUUAAAGGAUUCCUGGUAACUACUUCCACAAAUAAGUAUUCAUUCCACAGUGUGAGCUGUUGGCUUUGAAUUCUCUGAGAACAAGGAAUGUUGGUCAGAGUUCACUUCCUAAAUACAUAGACAUAGAACUAACAGGUUGAAAUAGAAUAUAAUCUCAGUGAGUUACUUUGUUGAAGAAUAUUUGAUUGAAUAUUUAGUUACAGUAAGAUUUUAUAAAAUAGAGAUCCCUUCUACUUGCAACUUGUAAAGUUUCUGCAGAAUUAAAUGCUAUUUUAUUUAUAGAUUAGGAAACUCUCACCAGUGUCUGAGUCCAGGAUCACAGUAUGGGAAUGACAGGUGUGACCUUGAAUGCAGCUUCGGUUGACUGACAUUAAAGCCAAUGUUGUUAAAAACUAAAGCUUAGCAACAACGUUUUACUAUUUUUAUAGGAUACUGUAAGAAAUAAUUUGACUUUUAAGAAAUCUUAAAUAUAAAUUUCCUCUGCAUUAAUGUAGUACCUCAUAGUUAAAACCUACUUUCUUCAUACACAGCCUUUUCCUUUCUUACAAUAAAACAUGUUUAGCUUUCUAUGCUUUUUUUAAUCAUGAUAAAAAUGAAGCCAUAGUAACUAUCAAGGUCAUAGAAGUAUAGACGUAGAUGCCCAAUUUUUAAACUACUUUCACCUUAUAAGUUGUUCAAACUUCAUUAUUAGAGAAUUCUAAAAUGAGAAAAAUUAGAUUCUUAAAAAACCUAAGAAUGUUCAAGGUGGAAGUGUCCGUCUAUAACAUACAAUUUCACAACUUAAGAGUAGAAGCAAGAAAGGUAAAUACUUUUAGGAGGUUCCAAACUAGUCUUGAGUUAUCCCAACAAGAGCGGAGGGGGAGGAAUGAUUGUGAACAGAAAGUCUGACUGGACUUUCUCUGCAGUGAAGAGAAUUUAGAGUCUCUGCUCAAGACGCCCCCUGGCCAAGAGACGUUAAAACAGACAGAAAAGACUUUGCAUGUUUCCCUUCUACCGUGUGGCCUACUGAAACUUGGGUCUUGUUUAAAAGGCAUCUGAUUUUAUGCAGACACAUGUCGGAAAAGUUAGACUCUCUUGUUCAGACUUCCAUAUGGUAAUGUCUUGUAAUGUAAGGACAUAGUAUCCACUGACCCAGAGAGUUAGACAUCGCAGACUGCACAAUGGGAAACCGCGUUUCUGUACCAGUGAAACAGUCUGAUCAGACUACAGUGGGAGGAAAAUUCCCUAAUUCACAAACUUCCCUGAUUUUUUUUACCCUCUGUAAGAACAUAAAUACACAGCUAAAGAAAAACUGCAUGUGCAAAUAAUACCAUAUUCAUUUUUUAUUUAACAUGGGGAUGGAAUGGGGAUAGCAUACAUUUUAUUUGUACAAUAUUUAACAAUCACUUAUUCAAGGUGGGAUUUUAUGGGGAUUUUUUUCAUUUUUAGCUUUCUGUUAAAUACUUGCAGAAAAAAAAAUAGCAAGUACAAUAUGACAGUAGUACAACAACCUGUGCCCAAAACACUGACAAGAAAUACAGAGUAAAGCUAAAAUAAUUGUUUCCCAAUAUUUUGAGAGGUAACAAAUAGGGAGAUACGGGUUGAGACUGCAUAAAAAACGUACUGCUGGUUGAAUAUCUGAGGUAAAUGAUGUUUAAUCAAGAUGCUACUUGUAUCUUUGUCCAUAAAUUGUAAAUAAUUUUAUGCACAUUAUACCAAAUCUUCCUAAAAAGUAAUUUUUCAAAAAAGUAAAAAAGAGAAACUGGAAAAUAUCUGAUGAAGCAUUUUUUUAAAAAACAGUAAUCAGUCUAUUCCACUAAACUACCAUCUAUCUGGUGAGGGUAUUUUUCCCAACCAUUUGAAUUUUACUUAAAUGUGACUUAAUUAUUAAGGAUAAGAAAAAGGGCCAGAAGCGAUGUUUUCAUAAUUUUGUGAUACAUGAUUCUGUUUUUAAGUCCAAACGUAUUUGUUUUUGUUUUUCCUGGUUGUAUUUUUAGAAUAUCACCAUGAAAGAUAGUGCAAGUUCAUGGGACCAAUAAUUGUGAGGCACAGUCUCUGUUCUGGAAUUCACAAGGUACCUGUAAUAAAACAUCCAAACAAGAGUCACAAAUCACAUGCUAAAACUCCUAGCAUCUAAAACACAUACAAGAUCUGUGCAGGGCAUAGAUAGACUUCAAAUAAAUUCAAACACUGGUUACUCCGUCAGUCCUGUGGCAGUUGAUCAUAAAGCAUUCUCACACGGGAGAUCUGGGCAAGGUAGAGUAAGAGCAGCAGUUCUGGUGGGUGUCAGAAAGGCAAAGUACAAGACAUCAUGAGCACCAUACACAUGAAGGUAUACAGGGGUCCAAGUUUGCCAUCUCCCUAGAAAUGAAUCGUUUUCACUCUUUGAUCUUUCUUUUUCAUUGUCCCUAACUCAAACUUUCUAUCUGCCCACUCUGCACUUACUGUAAACCAAACACGAAAAUGCCCUGCAAAAGAAAGUCACAAGACUAGGCAUAAGGACAGGUAGUCACUGGAACAUUCUUAACGUUACUGCUUAUAAAAAAGGCUUUCUUGUUAAUGUAGUUCUUAAGAGAAUACAAGUUUUAAAAUUGAUAAGCUAGAUUUACAUACAAUACCCAAGAUUUCUAAAACAUAAAUUCCCUAGCGUGAAGACAAAGCAUUUUAUAUCAUGAACCAGUCUUGGUAAAAUUUAUCUGUAGUGCUUUCCUAAGCCGAACAGUCAUAAUAUCCCUCAUGUAUCAGCUCUUAAAGGGAGUUGAAUGUUUACAACCAGUAGCAGUUUGCUUAUGGAUGAAAAGUUUCCUUGUAUGCAUAUUUUCUUAUGGUUUUCCUUGAUUACAAGUGGAAGCAAACCUGAAUCAAAAAUUUGAGGGGCCAAAUAUGUAGGAAUAUGUCAAAAACAGUGAACACUGAACUUGGCAAUCUUAGGAAUACAGUGACACCUUGGGUACAUAGACAACGUACAAUUCUCUAUGGUAUGUGGCAUACAGACAAGAAUGCUAUUAUCCUCCCCACUUAAAGUCUGUUGACCUAUGUAUUGUUUAUGAUUAUUCUUCCCAGAGAUUAGUGCACAUUAUAUGUAAAAGGUAGUGUCUGAUGUCUUAACCAUCUGAAGAUAAUGCAUUCACAGUGAGCUCCUGAUAGUAACAUAACAAGUUUAUAAAAUUAAUGUAUGGAUGUUAAAGUGACUCAAUAAAAAUGUAUAUAACAUAA